Molecule: messenger RNA, 2147 nt
Organism: Melozone crissalis (California towhee)
Lineage: Eukaryota; Metazoa; Chordata; Aves; Passeriformes; Passerellidae
Product: acetyl-coenzyme A thioesterase-like
Exons: 17
Cellular component (GO): extracellular exosome
Molecular function (GO): lipid binding; acetyl-CoA hydrolase activity
Source: RefSeq, a predicted model, not a curated record
AUGCAGCGGCUGCGGGUCCCAGGCGCCCGGAGCGUUGCGGCACUUGUCCCCAGCCGCCUCCGGAGAACCGGCUCCCUGCCCCCCGUCCGGCGGGCGCGCAGCGACCCCCUCCUCACUGGCGCGGCCGCCCGGCGCCGUGGCGCGCCGGCCGCGCGCGCGGGUUCCCUCCCGCGUCUGAGGCGGUGGGCGUGGAAGUCGGCCUUAUGUGUGUACCGCAAGGUACUGGCGGCCGACACCGAUGGCCACGGGGAGCUGGACUCGGGGACACUGUUGCGGUGGAUGGAGCAGGUCGCCUGGCUGGCAGCUGAGAAACAUGCCGGUGUGCCCUGCACGACAGAGUCCAUGGAUGAAAUUGUGUUCGGAGACACUGCCAGGGUUGGAGAAAUUCUUGCCAUCAGAGCAAAGGUGAACAUACAAGUCAAAGCCCGCAUAGAGGUUGGCAUAGAGGUGACAGUAGAGGAUGUUGUAACGAAGUAUGAAAAGAUUGUGACUAUGGCAUAUGCAACAUAUGAGGCCAAACCAGCUGGUGCUGAAAAGAUUGAGCCAAAACCCAUAGAGCUUCGGUCUGAAGAAGACUACCUGGAGUACUUCCUGUCUCUGGACAGGAGCAUAUUCCGUAGGGACUAUUCGGAGGUCCUUCAGAAGGUGAUGCAGGAGAGCAGUAAGGAAGAUCUUUCUAAAGAUGAACAGGCCAUUUCAACCGAGCACACCUAUGUCCAGAGCAUGGAGCUUGUCCUGCCUUCGCACACAACCCAACAAGGGAACACCUCUGCUGGACAGAUAAUGGAUUGGAUACAGAUGGUGGCAAGCAUCUCAGCAAGCCGCCUCUGUCGGUCACAGCCAUUCCUAAAGGAAAUUAGCAGGUUCACAUUCUGGCGGCAGUCCGUUGAGUAUGACCGCCUGCUGUUCAAGGCCAGUGUUAACAACACUUUCAAGAGCAGUGUGGAGGUUGGUGUCCGUGUGGAGGCUUUCAGCGCUGAGGAGUGGGCCCAGGAGCGCCCGGAACCGCAGCGCAUCUGCAGCGCAUUCCUCACUUUCUCUGCUUUGGACGAAAAAGGGGAGCCAUUCACCUUCCCCAGGGUCAGGCCCGCUACUCGGGAUGAUGAGAGAAGAUUUUAUGAAGCUGCUGUUAGAAAGAGAUUUCUGUUCAACAGUAUGUCCAUCGUUUACGCCAGAGCAGAAGAGCCCAGUGACGUGUGGGAGGAGAGAAACAAGGCGUAUUUGAAUUACAAAAACAUUGCCGCGUUGACCUACGUGGCAGAGAAAACAAAGUGGAAAAUAGCCUUGGACAAUUCUGAGGAUAAUAUAAAAGUCUUUACUGACGAGGAGGGUGAUACUCGGUUAAUGAAGGUGGAGAUGGAGGUCAACGUGCCAUUUCACAUGGCCGCCUUUCUACUCUUGGAUUUCAAGCAUCGUCCAACCUGGGACAAAUACAUCCUGGCGUGUAAGGUCGUGGAGGAUGUGAGUCAGAGCGAAAAGAUUUACCAUCUCACGUCUGGCCCCACGGCAGGCCGCCAGCCCAGGGAUUUUGUCGUUCUAGUAUCCCUAAGGGAGCCUUUCCAGGCAGACUUGCCCUACAUUGUAGCGGUGAAGUCUGUGACGCACAGGGCGAUGCCCCCACGCCUAGGGUACAACAGGGCUCAAGACGUCUGUUCUGGAUUCCAGAUUCACAGCACCGGCAUCUGCUCCUGCACUGUCUGCUACUUCCUUCCGUUAUCAUCACAAACUACGUCCUUCCUAACUGCAGAUAAGGUUACUGACGCAUCAAGCUCAGUCAAAGACACUGCGUUGGCCUGUAUCAAGUUCUUAGAGGAGAAAUACUUGGAGGAAUGGGCGCAAAGAACUGUGAAGGGACGUUUAAGCACACUGGAGUGCAGCAGCACAGGAGAACUCUUUGAGAGGCCGGAGCCUUCAGAAAGUGACAACCUUGGGUCACUUGGGCCGCGCUCUCUGCGGCGCCGGCGCGGCCAUGACAUCCUCGUGGUCCGCGCUCAGGCCGGGGAUCCAGUGCCCGACAACACCACGAUGUAUUCCACGGAGCGCUCGGAGCGCUUUAAGCCGUGCAAGGACAAGGACCUGGCAUAUUGUCUCAACGAGGGGGAAUGUUUUGUGAUCGAAACCCUGACGGGAUCCCACAAACACUGCCA